AUGUCGACCAGACUCAGCCGUGCUCAAUACACCGUUGCCAUCGUCGGUGCGACGGGGAACCUAGGCAAGGAGAUAUCCAACAUCUUCCUCAGCUCUUACAAACCCUUCUUCCCCCGCGUCAUCGCGGUCCUACGGGACACCACCAAGCCAGAAGCGAAAGCGCUUACCGAGCGGGGAGCAGAGCUCCGGCAGGUCGACUCGGCGAAUGCUGUGGCGUCGUUCACGCGCGCUUUCGAAGGCGUCGACAUAGUCAUCAAUGCUGUCGGCGCGAGCCCGCUCGAGUAUAACAAUGCGCUUUUCGAGGGUGCACUGAAGAGCGGGGUGAGAGUGUACUUCCCCUCUGAAUAUGGCUCUGACUACCGCAUCAAUGACUUCCCCGGGUGGGACUUCACACUGUGGCUGGCGAAGGCCGAGCAUGUGCGCAAGGCGCGGCAGCUCGCGCAAGGCAAAGUCAAGAUUAUUGCUGUCUAUCCCGGUCUUUUCCUCGAAGGCGCUCUGGGUGUAUUCGGUUUCGACACCGCUAACCUGACCUACACCUGCGUCGGCUCGCCAGACAAAAAGACUGCGCUCACGUCCAAGGCAGACGUUGGACGCGCGCUCGCCGAAUUCUCUCUCCUCGCGCUCUCCCCCGACUACUCCGCGCGCGUCCCCGACGACGCGCACAUCGCGGGCGGGAACGCGAGCUACCGGGAGAUCCGCGACAUCGUGCAGCGCGUAAGGGAAGAGCUCGGCGUGCAGCCUAAGGGCGAGAUCGUGAUCAAGUCGCAGGACUAUGAGACUUUCAGGGCGAAGGUGCGCGAGGAGGAGAUCAAGAGCCCUGCACCGGGCCCGCUCAGACAUAUCAUGUUGCUCAUCGCAGAGGGCAAAAUGGACUUUUCGGAGAACGAUGACGAGCUCAUUAAUCCAGACGAGAGUAUAUGGAAGUGGAAAACGGUGGAGGAUUAUGUCCGUGAGGUGGGCGGUCGUCCGUUCAGUUGA
Molecule: messenger RNA, 978 nt
Organism: Laetiporus sulphureus 93-53
Lineage: Eukaryota; Fungi; Basidiomycota; Agaricomycetes; Polyporales; Laetiporaceae
Product: NAD(P)-binding protein
Exons: 5
Coding region: 1-978 (325 amino acids)
Source: RefSeq, a predicted model, not a curated record